ACGCCGAGUCUGCGGAUAAUCGUCAUCAGUGCACCGAGAAGAACACCGAGUGAAACACGUGCAGUCUUUUGAAGUUUUGCGUAUAUUAUAUCUGCUGUGUACAAUAUAGCUGUUUGCUCACUCAAAAAAGACGUGUGUAGUUUAUAUAAAUAAUAUACAUUUCACGGCGAGAAAAAUAUUCCUGUACGUCGACGAAAACCACCGCAGACAAUAUAAACAUGGCCGCUAAGUCGUCGUAUUGCCGUUCGGUCGCAGUGUUCGUCGUGGCCGCGUGCGCCGCGGCCUCGGCGUUUCCGUUCCAGCCGACGACGUCACUGCACGACGCGCCGAUCGUUGCCGAGCACGUCGAUGACGCCGGCGCCGUCGCGCACAAGCCCGGCUCGACUUAUCACUUCCAGUACGCGGUCCACGACCCUGUGACCGGCGACGAGAAGAGCCAGAACGAGGUGGGCGACGGUCACGGGUCGGUCAAAGGCUCGUACAGCCUGGUCGAGGCGGACGGCUCCACCCGCGUAGUGGAGUACACGGCCGACGACGUUCACGGAUUUAGGGCCGAGGUGAAGAGGAUCGAACCGUCGGCGAAGCACCGUCAACAACACUCCGGCGAGCCGUCCGCGGCCAUCGCCGACGCCGAAAUCCCUUCGUACAAGUUUGGCGACUUUUCCGCCGAAAACGCCGCCGCAGCCGCCGCCGCCGCCCAACCGGCAGCCGACUUCGAGCUGCAACAGUCGCUACACUACAACUAUCCGAUGCAGCAACACCAACCCGAAUUGCACUUUACCUCGUCGCACCGUCGCCGUUGAUGCCUCUCACAUAAGUCGUUAUUAUUAUUAUUAUUAUUAUUACUUCAGAUUCUCGACUGCGAAGUAAUAAAAUAAGUUUGGACUAUCGUCCGGAUAUGAAAAUACAUAUUUCAUACACAACGUGUGUGCUCCCUCUUAUUUCACACAAUAACACACGUUUAAAAAUUUUUAUUUUUUAGUAUUAAUGUGCUGCCGACGUGAAAAAUCGAUUUAUUCAACGAUCCGAUAACAUUUUUUAUAGAUCAAUCCUGGUCCACUAAAUCACGUUUUAAGGACUAUUGAUCCGUUUAACGUUCGGUGGCGAUUCAUGAAACCCGAAAUUCAAUAUAAUAUACCACCCAAUAGAUUUUUAAUGUUUUGUUCAAAUAUUUAUGUUGGGAAUUUUUUCCAUUUCACUCUCAGUGCCAAAUGCAUAUUCGAAAUAACUUAUAUACAACAACCUUAUAAUUAUCCCCCCUCGUAAAUACUAAUCGCAAGUUAUGAGUACCACGGCUAAUUGGGCCAUAUUUUGUAAACUAUUUUUAUUAUUAUUUUUAUACUCGCACAGUAUAAUGUGUAACAUUUAUUUUUAUUAAUAUUUUGUAAUAUACUUAUACCUAUAAUAUAUUGUCAUUUUAAUAAGAA
This is a messenger RNA of Aphis gossypii (cotton aphid), 1427 nucleotides long. Its product is annotated as cuticle protein 7-like. The transcript is spliced from 2 exons. Gene Ontology annotation, cellular component: extracellular matrix. Lineage: Eukaryota; Metazoa; Arthropoda; Insecta; Hemiptera; Aphididae. The record is from RefSeq and is a predicted model, not a curated record. Bases 219 to 803 code for a protein of 194 amino acids.